This is a messenger RNA of Ananas comosus (pineapple), 2239 nucleotides long. RefSeq names its product pentatricopeptide repeat-containing protein At5g43790-like. Gene Ontology annotation, molecular function: protein binding; zinc ion binding; RNA binding. The transcript has a single exon. Bases 113 to 1897 code for a protein of 594 amino acids. The record is from RefSeq and is a predicted model, not a curated record. NCBI's taxonomy places the organism in Eukaryota, Viridiplantae, Streptophyta, Magnoliopsida, Poales, Bromeliaceae. Gene Ontology annotation, biological process: RNA modification.
UGCUUGAUCCAUUCAAAAUCCGACCCGGUUCUAGGCGUAGUCCAUAUAUAGCUAGCUAGUAGCUAUGUGGAUUGCUAGUUUCUAUUGAGAAUUCACUGUAUAAUAAUAACCCAUGAAAAACUCCAACCAUAGAGAAAUCACCCUCAUAUUAGAAACCUCCCCGCCGAAAUCUCCCGCCACAUUCAAACAACUCCACGCCCUGUUCGUCACCUCCGGCCUCGCCCUCCACACCUACCCUCUGAGCCGCCUCCUCCGCGGCCUCGCCGCGUUCCCGCCGCUCCACUCUCACGCCGCUGCCGUCCUCCGCCACGCCCCUCCCCCUUCCUCCCCCUUCCUCUCCAACACCCUCACCUCCUCCCUCGCCGCCCGCGGCCACACCCUCCUCGCCCUUUCUCUCUAUUCCCUCCUCCUUUCCCCAUUCUCCUCCCCCAAACCGAACAACCACACCUACCCUUCCCUCCUCAAGGCCUGCGCCGCCUCGCCGCCGUCGGCCCGGCACGGCCGCUCUCUCCACGCCCAUCUGAUCAAAUUCCUCGGAGACGACGGCGUCGACUCCUUCGUCCGCGCCGCUCUCGUCAAUUUCUACUCCAAGUGCGGAAGGAUUGCUGCCUGCCGGUAUAUAUUCGACCAAAUACCGGAUCCAGAUCUGCCCACUUGGAACUCCAUUUUGUCGGCUUAUGCGCGGCGGCGCUCUAAUUAUCUCGGCUGCGCUGAUUCUGCUGCCGAGGCAUUGGCUCUUUUCGAAAAAUUACAGUUUUCGUCAAUCAGGCCGAACGAGAUCACGCUCGUGGCUUUGAUCGGCGCUUGCGGUGAUUUCGGGGCUCUUUGCGACGGCGCGUGGGCGCAUGCGUAUGUCGUGAGGAACAAUUUGGUGUUGAAUCGCUUCGUGGGCACGGCUCUGAUCGAGAUGUACGCAAAGUGCGGUCGUCUCGAUCUCGCCCAUCAAGUGUUCGAUGCUUUGCCUCAGAGGGACACGCUUUGCUACAAUGCGAUGAUUCGCGGGCUCGCAAUCCACGGCCACGGCCGUCGCGCUCUUACCUUGUUCGAUAAGAUGAGGUUCGACGGCACAGAAGUUGAUGAUGUUACGAUGGUGGCUGUACUGUGCGCGUGCGCUCACGCCGGAUUGGUCGCGGAGGGCCGCAAUUGCUUUACUACAAUGGAGGUGGAUUUUGGGAUCACGCCGAGGAUCGAACACUUUGGGUGCUUAGUGGACCUCUUAGGCCGAGCAGGGCUGGUUGAAGAAGCCGAAGACGUGCUUCGGAGAAUGAGCAUGAAGCCGAACGCAGCAAUGUACAGAUCUUUGAUACGAGCAUGCAGGAUUCAUAACGAAACAGAGAUCGGGGAGAGACUAAUCCGAAAACUAAUCCAACUCGAGCCCGAACACGGAGGCAACUACGUGCUGUCAUCGAACCUGUACGCGGAUAUCAAUCAAUGGGACGGUGUUGAUAGGGUGAGGAAGGCAAUGAAGGCAAAGGGCAUCGACAAAACCCCUGGCUCCAGCACUGUCGAGAUCGGCGGAGUUACGCACGAGUUCUUGUUGGGAGACCGGAGGCAUCCGCUGUCGAAGGAGGUCUAUUCCAUGCUCGAUGAGAUCGAGAGGAGACUGCUCCAGCAUGGGCACAGUCCGAGAACAAAGGAAGUGCUGUUCGACGUCGAGGAGGAGGACAAGGAGGACGCGCUGACGUGCCAUAGCGAGAGGCUCGCGAUUGCAUUUGCUCUUCUUUCGUCCGAGAAAGGGGCUACCAUCAGAAUCAUAAAGAAUCUGAGGGUUUGCGGUGAUUGUCACGCGAGUUCGAAGCUCAUUUCUCGGAUCUACGAGAGGGAGAUCAUCAUGCGAGAUCGGAGCCGGUUCCAUCAUUUCAGAGAUGGGGUGUGCUCUUGCUCAGACUACUGGUAGAGAUUCUAACAACACAAAAGUGUAAACUAAAUAGCAAAUUGAUAAUGGCUAAGGAUUGAUAAGUGUAAACUCUUUAAAUCAAUCCCUGUUUUAGAUUGGUUUAUUUGUAAGCAAACUGCAUCUGCUCCAGUUCUCGCUUGCCAGGUUUAUGUUUCUUUUGAAGUGUUUGUUGGUUCAGAAGGGCCAGCAUUCUGUUCUGCGGCGGAAGGUCAGGUUGAACUGAGUUAAGUUCGAAAUGGUGGAAGGCCGAGUUGUGCCGAGUUAUGUUCGAAGUGGCGUGAGGCUGAUUGAGCUGAGUCACAAUCAAAAUGUGUAGGCGCUGUAUUUGUAUGCCUUAAGUAA